Molecule: messenger RNA, 1524 nt
Organism: Parnassius mnemosyne (clouded apollo)
Lineage: Eukaryota; Metazoa; Arthropoda; Insecta; Lepidoptera; Papilionidae
Source: the annotation of a GenBank genome assembly
AUGUUCGACUGCCACGAUGAUGCCGCCUUCGAUCCUGAGGAAGGUCCACUAUCAGAGCUGCAGUUUACUUGGCUUGGGGCCUUGCAGUAUAUUCACAUUAAAGCUGGAACUCCUCAUUACUUCAGAGUGCCACGUGUGUCACUGAUUACAAAGCAGUUUGUAUUGUCCACGGCGAAGGAUGCGGCCCAGGUUCCAGAAGGAUAUGCUCUAGGCAACGUGGUGUUUGGACAGUACGAGCGAGAUGAGAGGGAGUGCAUGUUGACAGUGGAAGAUAUAGCGCGCGGGAUGCCGUGUGACCCAGCUGUGCUUCUGAUGCCGAUCGCGGAUGUCCUGCUACACCCGGAGUACAAGCACUUCGGUAUUAAGAGCAGCAUCGCUCUUUUGAAAUUACUGACACCUGUCAAGUCAAAGUACAUGCUGCCUGGCUGUUUGCCCUACAGGAAUUUCCUCGAAAGAAAUGGAAAACAACUUUAUGGAAUUUUGACUUACGUAGAUUUUGCUAGCGAGGUCCCUCGGGAUUUUGUGGAAGAAGAAAAAGAAGUUAUGUUCUUGGCAACAUUGACUGGCGAAGAUUGUUACUUAUAUGAUCACCCUAAUAACAAGACCUACUUGCCGCAAGAGCGCUUCUUAUGCACCACUGGAUGCGACUUACAAUCUGGAGCCCCAAGUCUCUUCCACGAGGAAACUGGUCACUGGAAUAUUGUGGCGCUAUCCGAAGGAGGAACGCCGUGCCCAGAUCCUCUGCGCUCUCGAGGUCACACGCCACCAUCGCGUCACAUCCGGCUGCAUCAAUACGUGCCCUGGAUUACUACCGCCAUAUCCGGCAAGCCUGUGGGAGCAUUCGCUAAGGACGAUCCGUUUGGUUAUAUAAUGCCCCGUGCCAUUGCGAUGGAGAGGCAUGCCAAAACGUGGGUGGGUCACUGGUGGAUGGGCGGGAUCCGGUGCUACGAUCGAGGUGACUCCGCGGCGGGCUUGUUUCGAUUCUACCACGAGAUAUUCCAAAUAUAUCCGGACACUACGAAUCCAGUUUUCCUCUCUUACUUUUUAGAGCUCACCUCCCCUUAUGCUUUCACCGUAGCGUGUGUGAAGGUUGGCAUGCCUUACCAAAUGCAAGACCCGAUGGUCUGGGGCUUAAACACUGUUAAUGUGAAGCUCCGAAUCCCCUUAAUGACAUUUACAAAGUUCUACCAAAUAGUUGUAGAAGGUUGGUGCAAUAAUAGCACUACUGCUGCGCAAGUUGCAGCUGAAACGAAAGAAGAAGAAGAAGAAGAAGAAGGUGAAUCAGAUGGGUCAUCUUCACCAGAAGAGGAACAUGAAGAAGAACCAGCGGAAGUAGAUGAAGAAGGAGAGAAAAUUGAAGUUGAAGGAAGACACAAAGGAAAAGGUAAAAAGAAAGAAAAAGACAAAGGAAAAGACAAAGGAAAAGGCAAAGGAAAGGGUAAAAAGAAAGAGAAAGAAAAAGAAAUAGUUCAAGACGAUAAAUCGGAUGAGGAAGCUUUCAAGCCACCUAGCCCUGGAUUCUAA